This is a messenger RNA of Bombyx mandarina (wild silkworm), 3468 nucleotides long. It is a transcript of the gene Drp1, whose product is annotated as dynamin related protein 1. Gene Ontology annotation, cellular component: cytoplasm; mitochondrion; microtubule. Gene Ontology annotation, molecular function: GTPase activity; microtubule binding; GTP binding. Gene Ontology annotation, biological process: intracellular distribution of mitochondria; peroxisome fission; endocytosis. NCBI's taxonomy places the organism in Eukaryota, Metazoa, Arthropoda, Insecta, Lepidoptera, Bombycidae. The record is from RefSeq and is a predicted model, not a curated record.
UUUACCGGUUGGCCUGUCUUCUGUCUGUUUUGAAUUUUGAUAAAAAAAUUAUCGUUUCGUAACAGAUAAACCAACGUGUCUCUUAGAUUUAGGCAUUUGUAAAAGUGCCUAUAUAUUUUUAAAUAAUGGAAGCCCUUAUACCAGUUAUUAAUAAACUACAAGAUGUGUUCAAUACAGUUGGAGCUGAUGCCAUUCAAUUACCCCAAAUAGCUGUUUUAGGAACCCAGAGCUCUGGUAAAAGUUCAGUGAUAGAAAGCCUGGUAGGUCGCUCAUUUCUGCCUCGGGGUCCUGGGAUAGUCACUCGGCGUCCUCUCAUUCUCCAGUUAGUCUACAGUCCAAAAGAAGGCAAAGAACAUCGCUCAGCUGAAGAAGGUACUCUUAAUCUAGAAGAAUGGGGAAAGUUCCUACACACAAAAGACAAAAUUUACACAAACUUUGAAGAGAUAAGACAAGAAAUAGAAAGAGAAACUGACCGUAUGGCUGGCAGCAACAAGGGAAUAUCUCCAGAACCUAUAAACUUGAAAAUAUAUUCAACCACAGUUGUCAACCUUACUUUAGUCGAUCUACCCGGUAUAACAAAGGUGCCAAUAGGUGAUCAACCAGAAGACAUAGAAAACCAAAUCAGAAACCUUAUUAUUAAGUAUAUCUCUAACCCAAAUUCCAUUAUAUUAGCUGUAACAGCUGCUAAUACAGACAUGGCGACUAGUGAAGCCAUCAAAUUGGCUAAGGAUGUGGACCCUGAUGGCCGAAGGACAUUGGCUGUUGUCACCAAACUUGAUCUCAUGGAUGCAGGAACUGAUGCAAUAGAUAUUCUGUGUGGGCGCGUUAUUCCGGUUAAACUAGGAAUCAUUGGCGUCGUAAAUAGAUCACAACAAGACAUUAUUGAUAAGAAAACCAUCACGGAUGCACUGAAAGAUGAAGCCACUUAUCUCCAAAGGAAGUAUCCCACUAUAGCAACACGUAAUGGAACUCCGUAUUUAGCUAAAACAUUGAAUAGACUACUCAUGCAUCAUAUAAGAGAUUGCCUACCAGAACUUAAGGUGCGUGUUAAUGUAAUGAUAUCACAAUUCCAAUCUCUUCUGAACUCCUACGGCGAAGAUGUGUCGGACAAGUCUCAGACGUUAUUGCAAAUUAUAACGAAAUUCGCGAGUGCUUAUUGUUCGACAAUAGAAGGUACCGCCAGGAACAUUGAGACCACUGAACUUUGUGGCGGCGCCAGAAUCUGUUAUAUAUUCCACGAAACUUUUGGACGCACUUUGGACUCCAUACAUCCUUUAGUAGGUUUGACCCGCAUGGACAUUUUGACCGCGAUCCGCAACGCUACAGGCCCUAGACCGGCUUUAUUCGUCCCUGAGGUAUCUUUUGAGCUUCUAGUAAAGCGACAGAUUAGAAGACUGGAAGACCCGUCGUUACGUUGUGUUGAACUGGUACACGAAGAAAUGCAGAGGAUCGUUCAGCACUGCGGCACCGAAGUCCAACAGGAAAUGCUACGUUUCCCGCGCCUGCACCAGCGCAUCGUCGACGUCGUCACCCAACUGCUGAGGACUAGAUUGCCCCCGACCAAUUCUAUGGUGGAGAACCUGGUGGCUAUCGAGCUUGCGUACAUAAACACGAAGCACCCCGACUUCCACCGCGAGGCGGCGCUGGUAUCCGGCCUGCUGAAGAGCGGCGACGACGACCACAGUCCCGUCUACAGACACAAGACUCCUAGGCCUUCGCCCUCACCGGUAUCCAACUUGAUCAAAAAUGUUCCCGCUAUAACCGAUGGUCACGAGAAAUCUCCACAAAACAUCAGCGAAACACCGUCGACCCCACAGCUCAACGGAAUGCCAGAUAACAAGGCACUGACUCCUCAGAAGCCAGUGAACCUUCUGCCCGAAGUACCGAUCCAAACAUCACGUAAACUGUCAGAACGUGAACAACACGACUGUGACGUCAUAGGUGGACGGAGCGACAACACAACAGUCUUAAACAGUAACGUAAAGACAGUAGACGGCAUCAACGUGAUGCAACUGAAUCAAAUGGGUGAUUUAGUUGAGAGACUGAUCAAGUCUUAUUUCUACAUCGUCCGGAAAUCCAUUCAGGACUCUGUACCAAAGGCUGUUAUGCAUUUCUUAGUGAAUUUUGUGAAGGACAAUCUGCAGUCCGAGCUCGUCACUCACCUGUACAAGUCUGACCAGGCCGAGAGCAUGCUCAACGAGUCUGAGCACAUCGCACAGCGGAGGAAGGAGGCCGCCGACAUGCUAAAGGCUUUACAACGUGCCGGUCAAAUCAUAAGCGAGAUCCGCGAGACGCACAUGUGGUGAUGGUCCUCAGACGAACGAGACUCUAGUCUGUGAAAUAGUGAAAUGAGCGGACAGCUCUGUACAUAUACUGUUUAGUUUAAAAUCACAUUGGAUAUGUGUAUAUUAGCCUUUUUUUUACAUGAGACAUACAUUUGCUCUGAGGUUCUGCAGCUCUCUUCAACGUUACAAAUACAUGACAAAUAUGUCGAGAACCAAAAAAAAAAUGAAAUGAGUCCGAGCAGAAAUUAAUUAAGCAAAUGCAUGUCAAUUUUUAAUUGCCGGUGUGACACGAUUUAUUUCUUGAUAAGAAGAGCACCCGUAUGUCUGUGUGCUUAGUGCGAGUUUUUUAACUUCUCGAUCAUGUAAAAGUUAACUCAGAAGGGUGGCUCAUUUGCGUUCUAGAUGUCCAUGGGCUCCAGUAACCACUUAACACCAGGUGGGCUCGUCCACCCAUCUAAGCAAUAAAAAAAUCUUAUUUGUAUGGAACAGCGCCCCUAGCGGUAAACGUAGAGAAAUUAAAAAACUCGCAAUAAGUAUGCGUAGAAUUUGUGUUUGUAUUAUGUAAACGUGCUUCGGUUGACUUGUUUGUCGUAACAUUGGUUUUGGAAACCCUCUAGGGUAGUCUGAUGUUAUAUCGCGUGUAUUGUUAUUAUUGAAUGUUGCACGAACGCACUGUAUUCCUAUCGUCAGUUACCAUUUCAUUGCUUAUGCACGUUAUAUAGAUAAAAUGAACUAUACUCACAUAUAAAAAUGUAAAUCUGUAGUUUCCUUAAACGGUGAUAUUAUUUUUAUUGUCUGUACGUGUCUCGUACCGUUUUUGAUUAUGUUAUAAAAAUGUAGUGAAAGUCCGAUGUGGACUCUUAUUAAUCUGUUUGUUAACAGGGUAGAAAGGUCAAACAGCACUGAAUGACUACCAAAAUGUAUUAACAAUGAAAUGCGGUUUAGUAAUAACGGAGUAGUUCCUUGUACUACGUUUAUUUAAUUUUUCGUAUCAGUCAUUAAUUCAUUCAUUUUCGAGUCAUCAUAUUGUGUCAUGUCCAUUUUAGUAUAGAGCGUUUCAAUGUCGAACCUUUAUUUAUUGUUGUGGUGGUUCGUAGUCGUGAUCCGCUUUAUGUGUUGAACGAAUCGAAUUUUACGAACAGUAAUUAUUUUAAAGUCUGUUAAAAUAUUAAAUUAGGUUCAU